AUGCCAGACCUGCCCAAUAUCUUUGAGAUCCGUGUAAAUCAAGGCGGUCCGUCAGCUUCUGCCUCUUCAGAGCCGCCAACGGUGGGAUCGGGCCUCGCUCCACCGGGAAACUCGAGCCCCAGAGCCUUCCGUUCCCCUCCUCCGGGCGUUGUUUUUGCAACUAUAGCCUCUGUCGUAGCAGUUGUAGUUCUAGUUUUUUUGUGUUCGCGCGUCUACCAGCGGAGUGCACUUCACGGCCGUCGAAGCCGCAAGCUGGCCAGCUCGAAGGACGAUGAUGCACAUGUUGACACUUGCGGCGAUUCUGGUGACGAUGAGAAGGAACGGCAGCAGGAAAUCCCGCAGUCUCCUAGAUCCCCUGGUUUGGAAGCGUUGAAUCUUCCCCUUAAAAAGAGGCUGUUGUUACGAGUGGCUGAAACUGGUACUGGUGGCAGUGGACUUAAUCCCCGGCAGCAGAGGCAGCAGCUGCUUCUCCAUGAGCAAGGUGGCGCUGCACCUGGCUUUUCUCCACCGCGAGUGGUUACAAGGCAGGAAGAGCUUGAAAGUUUAGGACAUGCUGUUCCCAGUGCACUGUCUUCAGCGCAACAGGGGGUUCCAGAGGGCAGUAUGUUAUUACAAUUACUGAGUAACCCUACAGACCAGCGUGCUGCUGGAAAUCGUGGUUCACGUGCAAGGGAAGCAGGUUCUGUGGAUGAGCAGAAGCUGCAGACCCGCCUGCAGGGGGAACAGGGGAGGGGAUGCUGGCAAUCUCGGCAGCAGCAACUGCAGGAACGGAAGCGAAAGCAACGGCAGGAGCUGGAGCUACUGGAGGAAGAACCAAAGAAGCGGGAGAGGACGCUGCAGCCUGCAGAGCUCCUCGGGGCGGAAAUCGAGGAGGAUUCAUGGAUUGCACCGGAAUCUCCAAGCACUGAGACGUCACAGCGUGGUUCCUCUCAACAGACGUUGCAGUCAUCUACUACGCCAGCAUCAACAAGCCUCUCGACGCCCUCGCACUUUAGAGAGAAUGUAGUUCCGGGGUCUUCAGUAAUUUUUUUCGCAGCACCUCAUGCAGAUACCACUGUGGUGUCGUCAAGCGAUGAAGCUGCAGCGGCUCCCGCUGCAGGGGCUGCAGCUGCAAGCACAGGGGCCGCGGUUGAGCGGCCUUUCCCGUCCUCUGCUGCAUGGACACCAUCUGGUGGAGGCAUGAGCUUGGAGAUGCCGGUGACUGCUAGUAAAAUGGUUGGUGGCAGAAUCGUCGAUGAAGGAACAGCAGCAGUCGAAGAAGCAGCAGGUUCCGCAAGAGGCACAUCUUUAUCACAUCCGAACCUCAUACAGCAGCUAGGAGCGCCAGGUGAUGCUUUUCCAUCCGCAAGAGACCACCCGUUGGUGCGCUUGCCAAAGCCAGUUGUGUCUAAGACUCCUCAUGGGAUCGCGAUCAACUUCCAGCGCGCCUUGAGCAACCGGUCCACCAUGCGCGAAGUAGUACCUCUGCUACUGAGGGCUCACAAGCUGCUGUCGCGGGAGUUUCUGUAUGCUGGCCACAUGGUAGAUUUGGCGCUUGCCGCCGAAGCUCUCAUAGAGUACGGGAUGCAAUAUCAAUCACAAAGUCUGGCAUCGUUCCAGUUGUUUUACACACUUGAGAAGCUGGCUAUUCGUUUCGUUGUUCUGGAUUGUGUAGUCUCCACCCUUGUAGUCCUUGACCAAACUCCAGACCCUCGUCUGUGGAAACGCUUCGCAGAUGCCAUUAAAGAUGACGCAACACUAAUAUCCAGUGACGUGGAAAUGCCCUUAGGUCGACCGAAUGUGAAUGUGGGUCGGGCUCAGCAGCUCAUCCGUGCAAUUCAAGUAUUCAAGACGGGAAGGCGGCCGGAUCCGGAAGAACUACUGCAGAUAAAGAAGUGGCUCUUCUGUUCGCCGACCUCUCCUAGGCGUUUUAGAAAGAAAGAGUUUGAUCCAUGGAGGAAGGGUUGUCUGCCUCCAACGGAUAAGCAGUAG
Molecule: messenger RNA, 1971 nt
Organism: Eimeria maxima
Lineage: Eukaryota; Apicomplexa; Conoidasida; Eucoccidiorida; Eimeriidae
Exons: 1
Coding region: 1-1971 (656 amino acids)
Source: RefSeq, a predicted model, not a curated record